AUGGAUACCGAGGACAAUAACCUGCGCGACUGGGUUGACCACGGCAUGUGGACUGGGAAGGGCAACUUGGAGGACAAGAGGCUGGAUGGAAGCGUGGAAGAGAAGCGCCUCGAGCCCCCGUACUGGCGGCUCGGAGGCAGAAUGGCGCACCUGGUAUUCAGUGGCAUGUGGAUUGGCAAGCGAAUCUCCAACCCAGCUUUCAAGGCCUUCAGGCAGGCUGGGACGGUCACUGUAUUCGUCAACUUUGAUACGCUGAUCAUCGCAGUGGUGCUUGUCCAUCUUUUCACCCAGGCGUUCCUUUGA
Symbiodinium natans is the source of this 303-nucleotide messenger RNA. NCBI's taxonomy places the organism in Eukaryota, Dinophyceae, Suessiales, Symbiodiniaceae. The record is from the annotation of a GenBank genome assembly.